GUGUCUCGCAGAAUGUGUUCAUUCUCCCCUCUCCUUGCCCGCCCGCCGGUAGCCACGAGGUUUGGAACGGAAAAGCUCACCCUAACCCUAAUUCGAGUGAGUGCACUUUCUGCUGCUGGCGGCGGCGCUGGUGUAAUUGCUGGUUGCUGUGGUGUUGGGCUCCGGCAGCAGCUAUCGCCAACAACACCAGGUGCAGGGAGGAUCUCUUACUCAAGGCCCUACUCUCCCAUUAACUGCCUCCGUAGCAAGCGUUCACCCUCUGCUGAGCGAAACUGCAGAGGCGGCGGCUGCCCCCCGACCGGCCUUCUUCACCACUGUCAUCGUCGUCGUCUUCCAUCGCUAUCGCCAUUGCCAUCGCCAUCAUCUCUGUUGAUAAGCUCCGUGACUACAUUUCUCAUUUACCCCUCUCCACUACCCCCUCUUCCCUAUCGUCGUGGUCCUCUCGCUCGCCUUGGCCUUCCUCCCUCUCCUUCUCCUCCUCGACCCUGUUGUCAUCGUCAAGAUAGAAAGGUAGCGGCGGCGGAGAGCUUCGUGCCAGUUGUGACAGCCAUGGAAUCUGCCGGCGCUGAUGUUCAGACCUCUCAAGCUAUGGAAGUUUCGAUGACAGUACCUCCUAAGGUGGAUGUGGAGGUGGAGGUGGAGGGGGAGGUGGUUGCCUCCGUUGUGUCCGACUCUGCUCCUCGUCAGCCGCACGGUAAAGUCCAGAAGAUUGAGUCCAAGGAUGCGGAGGGCAAGGCGGUCGAGAUCCCGUCAGCAGCUUCAGACGCUCUUCAUCUCGGCCCCCAGAUCAAUGGUGGUGCUUGUGGGGGCAAUAUUGCAAUUGCCAAGGAGGUUGGAGUCGCCAGUGCAUCAGCUCUGAGAGUCAAGAAGCUCUCCGAGCACGCCAUUCUCCCAUCCAGAGGGACCACCCACUCGGCGGGUUAUGAUCUGGCCAGCGCUUACGACUGCGUCGUGCCGGCUCGAGGCACGUGCCUGGUCAAGACCGACCUCUCGAUUGCGAUCCCGUUAGGCACUUAUGCCCGCAUUGCGCCGCGAUCGGGACUGGCCUUGAAGAAGUCCAUCGACGUGGGAGGAGGAGUCGUCGACUACGAUUACCGGGGUCCGGUCGGUGUCAUUCUGUUCAAUCACUCCGAUGAAGACUUGGCAAUCCAAGCUGGCGAUAGAGUGGCUCAGCUCAUCUUAGAGAGGAUCGUCACUCCGGAUGUCGUGGAGGUUGAGGACCUGGACGAAACGGAACGAGGAGAUGGUGGAUUUGGCUCCACUGGUCUGGCCACGACAUCCUAAAGGGGAGUAAUCAAGGGCAAAAAACUCACAUUAGGAUUUUUUUGACGUGCUUAUGGACGUAAUUGCGGUCAGAUGCAUCCAGAUUCGGCUGUAAAUGUUGUGGUGUCACUCCGGAAGUGGUGGAGGUUGAGAUCCUGGACGUAAUUGCGGUCAGAUGCAUGAGGUUGAGAACCUGGACGAAACGGAUCGAGGCAGAUGGUGGAUUUGGCUGUCGAUUGGUCCGUGGCCACGACAUCCUAGAGGGGUGUAACCGAGGGCAAAAAACUCACAUUAGGAUCUUUUUGACGUACUUAUAUAGACGUAAUUGCGGUCAGAUGCAUCCAGGUUCGGCUGUAAAUGCGUCGAGGUACAUUUAAGAUAGAGAUAGUGUGAGUGUACGCCCGGAAAUGUGUGUGUGUGUUCCCGUGCUUGAUGCGGGUUAGUUUUGGGCCGAAGGGUUUUCGUUGAUGCGGCGACGAUGAGGGUUGAUUUAUGUCUUUCAAUCGGUUAAUGAAUGAAUUAAGGCCUG
Chara braunii is the source of this 1792-nucleotide messenger RNA. Lineage: Eukaryota; Viridiplantae; Streptophyta; Charophyceae; Charales; Characeae. The record is from the annotation of a GenBank genome assembly.